Messenger RNA from Colletotrichum lupini, 8193 nucleotides. RefSeq lists its product as uncharacterized. The record is from RefSeq and is a predicted model, not a curated record. The transcript has 43 exons. Gene Ontology annotation, molecular function: protein serine/threonine kinase activity; ATP binding. NCBI's taxonomy places the organism in Eukaryota, Fungi, Ascomycota, Sordariomycetes, Glomerellales, Glomerellaceae. The coding region runs from base 1 to 8193 and encodes 2730 amino acids. Gene Ontology annotation, biological process: peptidyl-serine phosphorylation; peptidyl-threonine phosphorylation.
AUGUUCAAGACCUCUGACAGUCAAAAAUUACAAGGGACGCCAGAUGUGGACAGCAGCUCCGCCGACGAAACAGCCCCAUCAACGACCGGUCAAAUUUGGCAACAGAAAACAGAUGAAUGGGCAUCUGCCGUGACCUUCAACUGUAGACUCCUCUGCUAUCAGCUUUGGAAAGAUAAGGAGGCGGCCAUACCAAGGCCUCCUCGUUUCCCUUUCGAAACCACCAGUCCCGAUUUUCGGGCAGAGUUGACAGAAUCGGUAGUGUCUCUCAUGAACCAGAAAGAUAUCAGAGGCUACUUUUUGGAAGCCGUGGACAACGGGUAUCAAUACGACCCGACACAAAUCUAUCUCAUUGACUAUGGUAUCUGCUUGAAGCCUGGUGCUAAAUUUCAUAAGUCUUAUAGCUGCGGCGACCGCAGGUCCAAUGAAGUCUACUACUCAGAUUUCGAUAUUGACAGAAGUAAGCCUUUGGGGGCUUUGGACUUUCUCGAAGAGGUUCAGGAUUCGGCACAAAAUUUGGUGACGCCCGAACCAAGCUGGUGGACGGUCAGUCAUGUUGCCCUCAUCUCAAAGGUAGGAGUAUCAGAUCCUUUGGAGUCAUUCCGUUUCUACUUCCUCAAGAGAACCUGGUACGCUAUGCUACUCUGUAUGAGCAGGCUAUCUUGGCGGGUGGAUCAGCUCGAGAGCGGUCCAGACCAAGUCAGCGAUGGCGGAGGUAGAAGUGCCGUGCAUGGUAACGCUGACCAGCUGAGCCAGCCUGCUGAAGCGGGGUUUUGUCUAACAUCCAACAAGCCCCAAGACGGCCGAAGCAAUGCGCCCGAUCACAGCCGGCGGUGCGUAGGCUUCCAAACCCCCCUUCCCCUAUUUGGUCCGUUCCGGACCGGUGGCGAAGUGAUCAGUACGGGAGCCUGCAUUGAGCCUCGAGGCGACUCAACACUUAAUUAUGGGGCUCAGCUCUUGUCAUUCCUCAAAUUCUCGACCAUCAAUGGAUACAGAAUUCGGAGGGAUGCUCUUGAGGCCUGGCUCCAGAACACUCGAGGCGCUGGCAACUUUAGCCUCACAAGGCCGAGAGAUGGGGACAAAGAGAAAGACGGAGACAAUAGGUAUAGACGUGGUAGAGAAGACGCAGACGGAGACUCUAGUGGAGAUAUAGCUAAUGUUAGACAGUCUAAGGAUGGCGACUAUGUGAUAACGGCCACAAUAGCAAUCACUCAGGCGGUGUUCGAGGUGUGCACCUCUGCAAGGCAAACACCGAAUGCGUUAGCCAGUGAGAAUCUGACAAUCUUGAGCGACCCCGCCAUCCGGGCCGAAAUGGAAUUAUUGCAUAAUACUAAGGAAGACCCCCUGGUUGUGCCGACUCCUGUCGUUAUCUUUACACCUAUUACACAAGACGCGUACGAUCGGUUCACGGAGAUUUGCCGUAAUUCCGACGAAUAUCCUCAAGUACAGCUCAGGAAACAAGAACCUCAUGAAGCUCUCUUCGGUGAACGGCAAUAUAGAAGCCUCCUAGAGAGGGAGUGCUCCUUGUUUGACCGCGCGGCAUCUGUGAUAACGUUCUGGGAGACUGGAAGACGAAAUCAAUUCCCUGAUGAGGAAGAAGCCAUUUGGGAUAUGGAGACCCUUUGGUUACACCUGCACCGCGGUGAUCAAGACCCGCACGUUCGUCACGUUUUUGUUAGCGCAGAUAACUCGAGAUCGCCGUUGAGUUGCUCUAUGGAUAUGUUCAAACUAGUUUGCUCAUAUCACCAAGUCAACCCCUCCUUCUUGGAGCCAGUACACGCCUUCGGACGACAGAGCGAGCCUCUCGAUCUCUGUCUGGCUCAGUUCAAAGGCAGCGACACGCUCAACUGUCUCACUGAAGGCCUCCCAGAGCUUCCUAAGAUCGGCCGUUCCGGUCGCGAAAUACAACUGUCUUAUCUUCUCCGCUCCGUCGAAUCUUCCGAAAGUGGCAAAGGGGUCUGGGACUGGCAGAUUCGUCAAGUUGCGAACUAUCACUCCUUCGACGUGGAAACUGGACGGGCCUUUUGGUUCACCGUCAAGGCAGACGAUGUUUUUGAAGACCGGAUCAAGAAAACAAGCCCUCUCCUCAGAAUUCCAGCCAAGACUGAAACACAAGAUGGAGAUGUUUCUCUCUAUCUUCAGGCGUCAUUGGCUACUCACUUGGUUUACCUCUGCUGGUGCGAUGAGAAUUGGCGACAGUUCAUCAACGAGACCGAGGCAGGGAUUCGAGCGAUUGUAACGCCAGCCAGCAAAGCGAUUGUCGAUGACCUCAUUGACAGGGAGUCCAGCCUCUUAAGUGCGUACCCAAAGCCUUUGAGAGACUCCCGUAGCCAAACUAUGUACUCGCACAGUCAAUCCAUGUCGGGCACUUUGACCACCACUAUUGACCCUGAGAAGAACAAGAUGUCGAUGUUAUCCCGGAUGGCAAACGGGACGUCUUCAACUCUGAGCUCUUGGCUGAGACAGGAGAAAUCAAAACAGACGGAUCCGGAGCUCGGUGGCCAUUGCACUGCUUGUACUACGGACACAAGUUCACCGCCUCCCCAGCCAGACACAUGGGAGGUUCUCAACCAGUUUCGGUUCAAAGACGUGCAGACCUUGCACAAGCACUCUGAAAUCAUUCAUCGAGCUUCUCUAGCUCUGGAACUUGAUAUUGGUGUCCUUAAUGACAUCUGUACAUUCUACAGUCACACCGCCGCCGCCGAGUUUCGCGGAAAGAUUGCAUGUGAAGGAGCAAUCAGUAACUUCAUCAAAGAAGUCCAAUCUAUCGCGAGGAGAUUGGAAACACGACUGCAACAAAUGCGCUGCUUGGCCAUCACCCUUGGUCAAAGCAUACAGCUGUAUGAGCGAUUACUCCAGCAGCGUACCAGUCAUAUCGGUAAUUGGUUCGCGGAAAUAGCGCACGAGAACACGAAGCAGAUGCAAGUCAUAACAGACAAGACGUUGAAGGAAACGACGUCGAUGCAUGUCAUCACGAUCGCAACACUAAUCUUUCUGCCGGCCACUUUCGUUGCAACUUUCUUCCAGAGUGGAGUGUUGCUUUGGAAAGAAGAUGGGCCAGACGACAUGACAAGACCAUUCAUCUGGAAGCGCGAUAGCUUAAUGCUCUUCUUAAGCUUCUGUGGUCCUCUGACCGCGGCAACCAUCGGCGGCUGGUUAUUCAUGUGUGUAAGACUGAGAAAAAGUGCACGGCGGAAAUUUGAUGUUUCGUAUCUUGCUAGAUCCACGCUGCCUUCACGCCCCAAAGCACGCAUGGCCACCAGUAGCAGGCUUCUAGCGCAAAUUGACAUUACAGCAUUAGCGGGGGAGGCUGGGAUGAAGCUCGAGAGCCGAGGCAGAAUAGCACUUCCCCGUACAGAGCUAGCACUUGAGAUCUCGGGAUACUUGGUGCCGCUAGAGACGAAUGCAUAUGGUCAGAUUUCCCUUGAGCCGGGUCUCUGCAAUUGGUGGUUGCUGCCUCUCAAAGCAUCGUCCAUGCUCACCCUCCUUCCUCCCCUCCCGCAGUACGUCCUUCCCCCCAAAAGGCCUGAAGAUGGGGAUGUUAACUGGGCUUCCGCUCACAGUUGCCGGGGGUUCGUCUUUUGCUCCUUUGGGGAUCAUUUUGGCACGAGAAGAAUCGCGUUUCUCGUCACAUUACUUCUGUAUACCUACUUGGUCCCAGAAUGCAUCGUUUGGCCGCUGGGGCAAAACAACAUCUAUGCAUUGACGUUGCGGAAGGUCGAGGCAAGAGUUGGUCCUGCUCAGCAAGCACGCCGUCCACUCUCUCAUUCGCCAUCUCCUUUUGAUAUUGUUCCAAAUCUGGGCCGCAGAGAACUCAUAAAAUGGGAAUACGAAUCAACAACGACGAACUACGUCUGGAGGGGUGUCAACAGAGCAAGGGAAGUCGUUCCAUUGGAAACGCAUGAUCUGGAGCUGGGAAACGGCUCCGUGAUUGUCUUCUCAUCACUGUUCCCGCUUGCUUUUCAUCACUGCUCCCGUAGGUCUACCAUGGAGCAGACGUGUAGCGACGGAGCUUGCUUCAAAGGAGUGUGGGUAGGGACUUUCCGACGCAUCUCCAUGCAGCAAGAACGUAGCUUCCUCGACGUCACACUCCGACAUGGGCCUAGUCGCGCGAGCUUAGAGCGGCGGGAGAAUCGGCCGCACUUGAGGGACUCAUUGGCUAUUUCGCUCGGGGCUGAGAGAUGGAGGCCAGGCUGCACGUCAGACAACGCUGCCGAGACCUGCAGGAUGCCGAUUCUUCCGCUCAGCGACGAGCAAGGAACAUUGAUUCUGAAUUUUUGGCCUGCCACAACUUUUGGCGCAGGCUGCAUAUGGAACUCUUGUCUCUGCUGGGAAGGAUCAAUAAAACCAGCCCCUCUAUGCAAGAUCCGCGCCAAAAGCAGACCAGGCGCACCAAGUCUGUCUGACCUGAGUCGAUGCCUAUCAGGCGUUUAUUGCCUUACUGGUUCGCCAACGCCCCCUGGGAUAAAAACGCCUGGAGUUGAAAUCGACGGCGUUGAUACCCCGUGGCUUCAAAGUCAAGACAAUCUUCGUCACUACCUCAAGCGCCUAGUCAAAUUGAGAGUCAAGAGCAUCUUUAACCCUCAAAACCCGAGUCUUGGCAUGAAGUUCUUUCACUACAACAUCAUUGCAAAAUUUAAGCGAUAUGUAGAUCAGUACGUCUCCGAGCGUAGCUGCCGUGGCAUGAGAGGGUACGAGGACGGGCUUGUUGAUUUUGUUCCCCGAUGCGCGCUGGACAGCUUCUGGGUGGCGGAGAAUGUGGAAGGCGUUCUCCUUGGUCGAGAAGACUGGAUCAAAGACAGCACUUCCACUAUUCAGAGGGGUUACAUCCAAGUCUUCUCCAUCCUCGUCUACAUGUCGCAACCCCAGCACAUUUCUCUUUUCACAGGAGAGUCUAUUCAUGACGGAUUACUACCACUGAGAGAGACACCUCAUGCGUUUUCCGAGGCCGCAGAGAAAAGUAUUUUUGAGGAAUUCGAGAAAGAACAGUGGAGAUUCUGCCCCUUCCUGUUCGAUACCGAAGGGAGAGGCAAACCUCACAAACGACAUCUCCCACCGCUACAGAUCAUCCCUAUCAUCGCCAAAGAACAGAUCAAACACUCAGGGGCCACCUACGACCACAGAGUCUGCGUAUUUCGAGUAACGCUACAUUCGCUGUGCUUUAACCAGGAGGAGGUGGUCUUCAAAACCUAUCAUGGAGAAGACCCAGAGGUGGUUCAAACCUACGAAAAUGAAGUGAAUAUGUACACGCAGCUGGACGCACAACCGACUCUGUACGAUUCUAUGUCCGUCAUUAGAUAUUUCGGCUCAUUCGAAAUUCCUGGUCUACGAACCGUAAUACUUGAGUACGCCAGAGGCGGGAAUCUGAAGUCUUUCUUCGAAUCGUGUCCUCCUCCUUUAGCUCGUUCAGACCGUGUCCUUUUCUGGAACAACUUGAUGGAUCUAUUGGGCGGUCUGCACGCAAUUCACAACCUCAAGGAAACUCAAGGAGGCAAAGGGUCCUGGGGACUCAGAGGGUCUGUCGCCAUAACAUAUCACGACAUCAGGCCACAAAAUAUCCUGGUCUGCCCUGAUCAGUCUGGCAACGUAUACGCUGCAAAAUUCAAAUUUGUGGAUAUGGGAACUGGGCAUAUUCGUAGGUCAAGAAACCAGGGAAUGGAACUGAACGCCGACGACAACUGGGGUAACGGGAUGUACAGUGCCCCAGAGGCAUACAGGGAUCAUGGAGACUCCAGGGCAAUUCGAUGGGAGAGCGAUGUAUUCUCUCUCGGAGCCGUUGCUAGCGAAGCUCUCGUCUGGACAAGGUGGGGAGAGUAUGGACGUGAUCUUUACCAGAAGGAUCGAGUUAUUGAGACUCGCAUGUCCCGCUUAAAAGGAGGCUUUCAUGAGGGAUCUUUCCAUGACGGAGAUCCAGACGGGCCGUGCCUUCUGAACUCAGUUGAAACAUGGCUUCAGAGAGCAAGUAGCUUCGCUGGGGAAGAAUCUCAUUGGUUUUUGGCAGUGAGCAGAUUUCUGCUUACCCGCAUGCUCUCUAUGAACCCAAGAAAAAGGCUCGAGGCCAUUGAGCUUCAUGACGAAUGGAAGAGCAAAGUCUUUGAAGGGCCUGACCUGGUUCAGCCACACGAAGAACUUUACCCUCUUACAACCAGAUUCUCAGAGCCAUAUUCCACAUUUCGGAGGAGGGAAACCAGCCCACUGAGUCAACUCCCCGUUGAGAACUCUCCAAGAACAGUGGAGGCAACUCAUUUCAUCGGAUCAAGAUCGGAAUCCAGUCCUGGAAUUAUUGUACAGUCACCGGAAGAAAUGCGAAACGAGAUUGACCUGGGAAAUGCAUACCGGCAUAACACGCGAGUGCCUCAGAGGUUCAACACUGUGCCCCAGCGACCGAAUCAUGGUUCUGACAGCAUUUUGAACCACGAAAAUCGCUUGUCUGUGCCAGGUGCUACUUAUGCGGCAUCUGAAACCUACCAUGGACCUUUCAAUCGGCACAGAACACCGGAGUUUGGGCCAGUUGAUGCCGCAAAUGCUCUCAAUAUCGAAGCCCAGACAAGUACCCCAAUGGACGUGGGAAAUGAGGCAAUGGGAGUACCGAUGGGAGUACCGGAACAACCAAUGUCACUGAACGUCGCCAGCAACCCUCCGAUGGACGUCCUUCGGAACGAAAGUCUCCCAAGUCGACAGGAAAGAUUGCCAUCCUACACAUCCCAACUCGGACUCUUUCCUCCGAAUCAAUUUCAAUGGAACACGGAACCCAACUCUCCCCAUGAAGUCAAUGAUGGUGUAAUUACAAUGGCAGCCAUCUACAAUCUAUGCAUAGAAGGUAAAGAUCGCUCACGUUCGCGAUUCCGACGCUCUCCAAGCAUGAAGUCUGAAUUCAAAGGGAGACCCCUUGAGGCGUUCCCACAGCUGGUGUCAGCCCUGCAGAAGUUGAAAGGAGAGAAGGGCCGUGAUCAGAUGUUUCUCGUGGAUGACUCGAGAUCCAUGGAGCCUCAUCAAAAGAAAGUAGCCGCGAGCUGUCAAGUCCUCUCGUACUUACUCAAAAAGGGAGAGGUUGACCCAAAUGCAACCUUUGAAGUCUAUUUUACCUCAUCUCACCCUCCACUUCAAUCAACAAGGACCUCGGAAUUGAAAGAUAAUAUAGAAAAGAUGCUAUUCCAUGAAGAUCAAUGCAACAUGGCCCCAAGUUUGGACGAGUUGGUCAGUAAGGCUAUCCAGAAUAAGAAACCGGUCAGCAUAUAUGUCUUGACGAACGGACACUGGAAUCUCAAGAACCGAGACAAUUUCUGCGGUGUAGAUGGACCGAUCAAACGCUUGGUGACUCAUGUUCGACGGACAAACGAACAGCAGAAUUGGAUCGGUGUCCAGUUCAUCCGCUUCUUUGACGACAACGAAAAUCCUGAUGACAAGCUCGGGGAGACUCGGUUGAAAGCAUUGGAUGACGAUUUGAAGCAACAAACGGGAAUAGACAUCGUCGACACACGGAAUUUUGACGCAGAUGUGCGCAAAAUUUUACUUGCUCUGACGACCUUACCGGCAUGGAUUUUCACCAAAGGCGCGGCGUUAGGGGCAUGUUUGUUAGAGAGUCCAUUGUUUUCUGCCUUGGGGGUCAUUUAUGGCGUUGGCGUUGAUGAUACUUUCAAGAUUUUCUUCUCUGUUUUGCUCCGUGUGUAUUUGCAACUUUCGAGAUUCCGCUCCAGAAACGAACUAGCCGACGAGGAAUAUGUCUGUAGCAAUCAACAGAUUGCCGCGUUGAAGAUUUUUGACAAAGCACUGAUCCUGUCGCUGAUGCACUUUCAAAUCAUGUCUUUCAGCAUGUGCAUUGGCCAAGCUCGUUUGCGCCCCGCUGUCUCAUGGCGUGGCAUCCUGAGUGCCAAGAUUAACGAUGAUGAGAUACAGAUACAGAUCUCAGCUAUCAUCAGCCGCAAAAGCCACGCUAGGGGAGUUGUCAGCCACGCCAACGCACCAAGUAUCACCAUCCAGAAGAAGGAAAGGGCUGCUGAGAUAAUGACCAGUAACUCCAACGCUCGUCUACUCCGUACUCCAACAAACAAGCAGCCAACCCCUGUUCUGCCCCUGACAGCUCGCAGCGACGCCCAGACCGACGACCCCUGCAAGCGCACCACCCAUCGGCGAUGUCUGGACUCUGAUUCCCUGAGAGUGUCCGGCGGCCCCUCUCUUGUGCCUGGUGUUGGCUGA